This is a messenger RNA of Danio rerio (zebrafish), 1479 nucleotides long. It is a transcript of the gene sdr16c5b, whose product is annotated as short chain dehydrogenase/reductase family 16C, member 5b. NCBI's taxonomy places the organism in Eukaryota, Metazoa, Chordata, Actinopteri, Cypriniformes, Danionidae. The record is from RefSeq and is marked provisional.
UUUCGCUAAACACGAAGUGUAAUAACCGGGCAGCCUGAACGAAGGUCAACGACAUGCACAGUUAAAUGCCAAAUGAAUGAAGCCAAUCGGAGUCUGCUGUAAUAGAGCGCUUACGAAACGAGAGAGGAUAUAUUCGCCACAUCAUCAUGAACUUUCUUUUGGAGACUCUUCGGGUGCUUUUCCUUUCCCUGGUUCUCGGCUUGGAAGCCUUCGUUAGGCUAUUCAUACCGCCUCGAAGGAAGAAUGUGUCCGGGGAGCUUGUGUUGUUGACCGGGGCGGGGAGCGGCAUAGGUCGCCUCAUGGCCCUGGAGUUCGCGCGCCUGGACGCGCGCCUUGUGCUGUGGGAUAUUAAUGAGGACGGCAAUAAAGAGACGGCUCGUUUGAUUAAAGAAAAGUACGGAGCGCGAGCCCACACGUAUACCUGCGACUGUAGCGACCGAGAGGAAGUGUACAGAGUCGCAAACCAGGUAAAGCGUGAGGUUGGUGAUGUCACGAUUUUGAUAAAUAAUGCAGGCAUUGUUACUGGGAAGAAGUUCAUGGAUUCUCCUGAUUCGCUUAUAGAGAAGUCUAUGGAGGUCAACAGUCUGGCACAUUUCUGGACUUACAAAGCUUUUCUGCCAGCAAUGAUUGCUGGAAAUCAUGGUCAUUUGGUGAGCAUUGCAAGCUCCGCUGGACUUAUUGGAGUGAACGGACUGGCAGAUUACUGUGCAAGUAAGUUUGCUGCAGUUGGAUUUGCUGAGUCAAUGGGACUAGAGCUGCUGGCCACAGGCUGUGAUGGAGUGAAGACCACUAUAGUCUGCCCGUUUUUUAUCAACACUGGCAUGUUUGACGGUGCCAACACAAAAUGGCCUAGACUCAUGCCUAUUCUUGACCCAGAUUAUGCAUGUAGGAAAAUUGUGGAUGCAAUUCGAAGGGAACAGGUUUACCUUUACAUGCCUCGGAGCAUCUACAUCAUCAUCGGUUUAAGGAAUCUUUUACCCACUAAAGUGGGUGUGCUGCUUGGUGAAUACCUAGGAGCAUUCAACUUUAUGGCUAAGUUCAAAGGUCAUGGACAAAAGAGCGACUAACUUCCACCAAUAGAGGAACUAAGAAACAACCAAUGGGCUCUGAUAAAUCAGAGGAAAGGUGAAGAGAAAAAAAACCUGUGCUGCCACAAUACCCCGAGAGUGCAUGGAAUAGUUACACAUUAAACAACUGUGAAGAAGAGAGACACAGUUAGAACAAAUACAGUAUCCAAAACGCACUUCUUACAUUCAGCACUUGCAGUUUUCGUUUUACUUCAUUAUUUUGAAAUAAUAACAGUAGACACAACUUCAGCCAUAAGCGCUUACUUUGCACCCAAUAAUCCGUUUUCAUAAAGAACGACUUACAUUUUAUGUUUUAAUAACUUGUUAAUUGUAUUAUGGGAACAGAUUAUAUGGUCUGUUAUUAAUGGCUCUUACUAAUUAAUGUGUCAAUUGAAUUAUUGGCUGUUUUUAA